Molecule: messenger RNA, 1951 nt
Organism: Radiomyces spectabilis
Lineage: Eukaryota; Fungi; Mucoromycota; Mucoromycetes; Mucorales; Radiomycetaceae
Exons: 3
Coding region: 323-1756 (477 amino acids)
Source: RefSeq, a predicted model, not a curated record
GAUAUGCUUUUUAGCACACACAUGCUUGGUAUUUUUACCUUUUCUGUAAUGUGAAAAAGAAAUCCCGACGUUAAUUGAUCUGCUAUCCUAAUGACAGACGUGCAAAAAGCCAUUUAAACGGCCGCAGGAUUUGAAAAAGCAUGAAAGGAUACAUACAGCAUCGCAUAAAGCAUCUUUGAUUAGCAAUCAGCCUGGUUACAAAGCAGUACGACGUCGUAAAUCAAAGCAGCCCAAUUUAUCGUCAUCGCAACAGUCGACGCCUUCUUCCUGCCAAUCUGAUUCGCAUGACAAGUCUCACAUCAGCCCACCUCGCGUCACGCCCAUGGCGUCCAGUGUUUCUGACUCUUCCGAUAUGUCAGAUUUGUUCACAACCAGUGACAUAAGCUCUGGGCAAAGCAGCCUUUACAGUCCGGAUAAUAAUGAUGGUCCUGAUACCGAAUAUGAUAAACCUGGGAUCCGGAUUCGGGGAGACAGCGUUCACACAAAAGCACUGGAUAAUUCUUCAGAAUAUAGUCCUCCCAUUGAAUCAUCAAGUCCUUUGCAGGAUCUUGUCAUGAGUAUCAUUGAUGAAAAUCCCUUAUUACCCGAAUAUGACGCAGAAAUGAUGGAUCGGCUUGAUUCGCUCGUUACGGUCAUAAGCGACAACCUGGACCCAGCGCGACAACUACCCGUAUCAGAAUCCAACGAAAUACAUACCUUACAAAACUGGUUGGAGCAGUUAUCUGCUAAUAUCCAUCGACCUGAUUCCAUCUAUCCUUCAAUUGAUCAAUUUAACGAACCCAACUUACCGCACACUUCCACCUUGACACUGGAAGAUCCUGAUCCAGAGGUGAUUACGUCCGAACCAUUUUUGUAUCCCUCACUGCAACCAUCACCGCCGUUGUCUGAAUCAGCGUCUGUGCAGCCGUCAUGGCCCGCCACAUUGCAACAAACAGGUGGCUGGCUUCUCUCCAAUCUUGCCUCUGCUGGCAUGGGUUUAUUACGAAAGGAUUCACCUGAAAUCGCCAGUACAAAUACAUAUACCCCGCCCUCGUCUUUGACACCUUUGUCCACCACCAAAGAAAAUGGCGCCAUAGCCCCUCAUUUCUGGAAUCCUACCGGUGUUUAUGUCCCUUUGGAGCCAUCUGUGUCGUCCCUGGAAGGGCCUCAGCCUUCUGCCAUAGUUGAUUUUGAUGCCAGGACCAUUCGCUCAACCUCUGGAUCAUCUUCACAAAAUGGUACCGUACACUUUGAAACUGCCUUUGAAGAACCGGUGCUCAUGGUCCCUGAAAAAGAAGCCCCAAUCACAUGCGACAACAAAAAGGAGCUGAUACAUUUAAUUAAUGUAUUGGCAUCACCGUCUAAGGAAAACCCAGGCUCUACCACACAAUGUGCAUCAACGCCAUUCUCCUCGAACGAUCAAGCUGCACCAUUGAAUAGUAGCAGUCCAUCUGCAUCUGAAAAGUUGACAGAAGUUGAGCUAGGUAAUGAAAGUGCUGGGUGCCAUGAAGCAACCACCACCGUAUCAUCAUCUGUGAAUGACAUACGGAAUCCGAUCUUGGAUGUCCUGGCAACAGACAUUAAAGAGGCCGACACGCUACAGCCAAUGUCACACACCACUGAGGAUACCUCACCGUAUGCGCAGCUUGCAACGCAGCUUAGCCAACUGGUCUUUGAACCAAAAGAUGGCAAAUCCAGAAAAGAACGUCAUAUACGGGUCAUCAAUCAAUUGUGGGAUGCUGCUUCCCGGUUAGCCAAACAAGAAUGUCAACAAUAAUUAAACUAUUCAUAUAAUGCCGAGAAACACUAUCACCAAUACAUUCAUCCAUCUGUUCUUCAAUAAAAAUAUGCCGUAUCGCAGGGGCCGCGAUCCAUCUAUCGUUAUUCGCAGAGCUGAAUACCGUUAUCAAUGUAUAUUUCCUUCAGUACCAUGAACCAUUCUCGCUAACUGCUGAUUUUCCAAUAACAUCCA